CUCUGAGGAAUCCCGGAGGCCCGGAGUCGCAGCCGGAGGUCGAGAGCAGACUGCCAGCCGCGUUUCGGAAGCCGCAGGGCCUGAGGGAGGGUGUCGGCGCCAGCUCGGAGAGCCACAAAGAACGCGGCGGUGGCUGGGAUUCCUCCUGCUGAAGAGAGGAAAUCUCGUCCAAGGCCACAAUGUCACUUCCCAAUUAUCCGUGGGCUGCCUACGUAAGCUAACACUGCCAGAAUCCCGCUCCCUUGGGAGGAAUAAAGCUGACUUGGCAUGAGGUUCCUGCUCUCCUGGGGUUGAGAGAAGCACAACUAUGGCUUCUCUUGAUGACCCAGGGGAAGUGAGGGAAGGCUUCCUGUGCCCUUUGUGCCUAAAGGACCUUCAGUCUUUCUAUCAACUUCAGUCACAUUAUGAAGAAGAACACUCAGAAGACCGUGAUGUCAAAGGACAAAUUAAAAAUCUUGUCCAGAAGGCUAGGAGAGCAAAGAACAAGUUGUUGAAACGCGAAGGAGAUGAUCGAGUGGAACCAGGAACCCAAGGAUAUGAAUCAUUCAGCUAUGGAGGGGUUGAUCCUUACAUGUGGGAACCCCAGGAGCUUGGUGCUGUGAGAAGCCAUCUUUCUGACUUUAAAAAACAUCGUGCUGCAAGAAUUGACCACUAUGUUGUAGAAGUCAACAAAUUAAUAAUUAGGUUGGAGAAGCUCACUGCAUUUGACAGAACAAAUACUGAGACUUCAAAGAUUAGAGCAAUAGAAAAGUCUGUGGUGCCUUGGGUCAAUGACCAGGAUGUCCCUUUCUGUCCAGACUGUGGGAAUAAGUUCAGCAUCCGGAACCGCCGUCACCACUGCCGCCUCUGUGGGUCUAUCAUGUGCAAGAAAUGUAUGGAGCUUAUUGGCCUGCCCUUGGCAAAUAAGCUCACCAGUGCCAGCAAGGACUCCCUGAGCACCCAUACCAGCCCCAGCCAGUCACCUAACAGUGUCCAUGGCUCCCGCCGGGGCAGCAUCAGUAGCAUGAGCAGUGUCAGCUCAGUCCUGGACGAGAAGGAUGAUGACCGUAUUCGCUGCUGCAUACACUGCAAGGACAAGCUGCUCAAGAGAGAGCAGCAGAUGGACGAGAAGGAGCACACACCUGACAUCGUGAAGCUCUACGAGAAACUACGACUUUGCAUGGAGAAAGUUGACCAGAAAGCUCCUGAAUACAUCAGGAUGGCAGCAUCUUUAAAUGCUGGGGAAACAACCUACAGUCUGGAACAUGCCAAUGACCUCCGAGUGGAAGUGCAGAAAGUGUACGAACUAAUAGACACUUUAAGUAAGAAGAUUUUAACCUUGGGCUUGAACCAGGACCCUUCACCACAUCCAAACACUUUGCGGCUGCAGAGAAUGAUCAGAUAUUCAGCUACACUAUUUGUGCAGGAAAAGUUAUUGGGUUUGAUGUCACUGCCAACCAAAGAACAGUUUGAAGAACUGAAAAAGAAAAGGAAUCAGGACUUGGAACAGAGGAGGACCAUGGAGAGACAGGCUGCUCUGGAGUCCCGGAGGAAACUCGAGGAAAGCCAGAUUGGUUUUGCAGCCAAUGGGGAAGCGAGGUCUCUCCGAGGCAUCCCUGCCCCCUUGCGAAAAGCUGAGGGCUGGCUUCCACUGUCAGAAGGUCAGGGGCAGAGUGAAGACCCUGACCCUCUCCUCCAGCAAAUCUACAAUAUCACAUCCUUCAUCAGGCAGGCCAAGGCUGCAGGUCGCACAGAUGAGGUGCGCACACUUCAAGAGAACCUGAGGCAGCUGCAGGAUGAGUAUGACCAGCAGCAGACUGAGAAGGCCAUUGAGCUGUCCCGGAGGCAGGCUGAGGAGGAGGAGCUGCAGCGAGAGCAACUGCAGAUGCUCCGCAGGCGGGAGCUGGAGCGAGAACAGGAGCAGUUCCUGGCGGCAUCCCUGCACACACGAACUCGUGCUCUAGAUCUCCGAGAAGUCAUCCCCUUCCAGUUGGAGCCCAGCCGAGGGCCUCACAGUGAUCUUACCUAUGCCUUGGAUCAGGACUCCUCCCCAGUUCAGAGCAGCACUGUUCCCAAUACCCUUUCACCUGCCUCAACUCUAGCACCCAUCCACUUGUGGUCUGGGCCCCCAGCCCUUGGCCAGGAACUAUUCCUCCAGAACACCGUGUCACAACAAAGUGAUAAGACCUCUCUCAACCCGUUUGAUGAAGAAGACCUCUCCAACCCUGCAGAAGCCAGCCCUGCUGCUGCAGAGGCUUUCCUGGGCCCUUCAGCUCCUGUCACCAGAGAAUACAAUCCUUUUGAGGAAGAUGCUGAGGAAGAGGAGGCAGGAGAGUUGGGGGCAGGGAAUCCCUUCACUGACCCAAACAGUCCAGCACCCAACCCCUUUGAUGAGGAUGACCGUCCCAGGCCUGCCAGCCCAUCUGCCCCUGGAAACCCUUUUGAGGAGUGCCCCUGCACCAACCCUUUCGAGGUGGACAGCGACAGUGGCACAGAGGCUGAGGAGCACAUUGAGGAGGAGCUGCUCCUGCAGCAGAUUGACAACAUCAAGGCUUACAUCUUUGACGCCAAGCAAUGUGGCCGAAUGGACGAGGUUGAGGUGCUGACAGAGAACCUUCGGGAGCUGAAGUGUACCCUGGCUAAGCAGAAGGGGGCCCCUAACUGACAGCAGUGGGCAGGGACCGGGCAGCAGGGUACCAAGGUGGGGUGGAGGUAGGUGGACAUCUGAUGCACAUAGUAAGGGGUGAGAACAAUAGUCUCUUGCUGUACACUUUGAGGCAUUUCCACUAUAGUUGAAUAAGAACAGAAAACAAAUCGGCACUGGUUUGCUGGUUUUUUUCUGUAUUAUUUUUUUUAACGGAGUUUUCCCUUUUCAGGGGACUUUACCAUUUUAUUUCUGAGAUACAACUCAGUGCAUCUCUGUUGGGCCAAGGCAGAAUGGCUUCUGGACACCUCUUGAUCCUGCUGACUAUUCUUGGUCUUGAUGCAGUAUUAUACUAUCACGGGCCCCUUCCUGUGCCAAGACAGAUAGGUAGGGGCUCUGGCAGAAGUCUUUCUCUAUUUGGCUGCUCCCAUUCACCACCUCCCUCCUUGGGCUGUCUCCUGGACACUUAGGGAGAUGGCUGCUAUGAAGGGACCCAGGGGGACUAGUGCCUCUUUAUGGAUGGUGGAGAUGUUGCCAGUGUUGUCCCCUCCCAGUUAAAGGAAGUAAAGUUUCCAAGUGCAGGGUGUCAAUGUGAGCUUGAUUAUGAGGCAUGAGUGAUCAGCUUUUUGGUGAUUGUUAUGGUUUGGGAGAAUGGCCACUCUCUAGGUCACAUUGAAGGGCCUGUGGUGUGAUUUGGGAAUCUGACCAGGAAGCUUCUGUGGAGUAUCGGCAGCAGAUGGAACACUUUUGAGUCAGGAAAUAAACUCUAAUAACUUCAAAGGCUCUCCAGUCAGCCUUCACUGUGGUUCCUCCUGACCUGGGAAACUGGUGAGGUGUUUUCUUACUACUUUGAGUACUGAGAAAGAGAAAUAUUUGAUGCACAGCCUCAGAUCAUUCCAUAGUCCUGAAGCACUUGAACUCUGAUAGGGACAGAAAGGGAAGUUAUAUAGCUUAGUGCUUUUGUUUAGAGAAACCGAUGGGUUGAUAGAUGACAUUGUAAGAUCCUGGUGUGCUCAGCUCUGUGUAAUCUCCUCAGUGAUGCUCUUUAGUUAAUGGACAGUAACUGACCACUAGUCACUUUAGCUGAUGGACAAUAACUGACCUCUAGUCACUUUACCCUGAGCCGUGACUUCUGUUGGUUAUUGGUGGAUAGGCUGAAAUUCUUUUGUCACAUUCUGGCGAAGAUCCAUCUUGGUGGUAAGAAUGGCAUCUGGUGCAAAGAUCUAUUUCAGCAGCUGUUCAUUAAUACCUGUUGGGACUUUGACUGGGUAGGAAGACCUGUCUCGGGCUGUGAGGCGGGUUGGAGAGGAAGGGUAAUGGAGAGCCCUUUGGGUUCGGUCAGCAGAUGUUUACUGACCUAUGAGUGUAUUACCAGUACUAGUCAGUUGCCAGCUCUGGUGGUGUCAUGGACUGGAGAUGGGCAGCCUGGCAUUCACGUUUCCUGGGACAGGCCUCUUCUCUCUAGGGUUCCAGACAUGCCCAGCAUAUCCACCCUGCUUGGACUGCCUUUUGUCUCGUGGAAGAGGAGGCAGCUCUACACAGAAUGAAGCUGAAUACUGGUUCCCACAGCCACUCUUCCUGACAUAGGUCAGGUGUUCAGGGUGGUAUGGCUAUAGACAUUUCUUUUUUUUUUUUGUUUUUUUUUUUUUUGUUUGUUUUUUGUUUUUGUUUUUGUUUUUUGAGGCGGAGUUUCUCUGUGGCUUUGGAGGCUGUCCUGGAACUAGCUCUUGUAGACCAGGCUGGUCUCGAACUCACAGAGAUCCAUCUGCCUCUGCCUCCAGAGUGCUGGGAUUAAAGGCAUGCACCACCAUUGCCCGGCAACAUUGCUUUUCUUAAUUAGCUGGUGACUCACUAAAUAUACUCCUUUACUGAACUCACCUCCAGGUAGCAGUCUGUGACUGAGAGCAUGGAGAAAGCAAAUGCUUCUAGCAACUAUUUUUUAAAUCUCAAUUCACUGAGUAUUAAACCAAGUAAACAGACCCCAGAGGUUUCACUGAGUUUCUCAUUGAAUUCCUCUUUGACCAUACUCUGUAAGUAGGACAUGGCAGGGGAGACUUGUCUACCCUUUGGCUGUAUCACUUCCUAGAAUUUAUGUAGGUCAAGGUUGGUUUGCAGAGGGGUUUGACCUGUGAGUGUAACUACACAGCGUGCCUUGUGUGAGCACUUGAUGAUUGCACAGGUACUUCAGGGGAAACAGCUCCCCCUGCUCAGUGAAGGAGCACGUCCUUGGCAGGCCCCUUCUAACACACUAAGGAACUGGAGCCUCACUCACUGUACUUACUGCUCAUCAUGUCUUUGUUGUCAGAUGCUAAAACGUCCUUCUGAGGCAUCAUGAGCCAUGUGGCCCAGCUAGGCCUUUAAUUCACAUGGAGGAGUCGGUCUCUGUUCUAGGUCAGACUGGAGGAACAGGUGUGUUGAUUAUCAUGGUGGCUGUCAGCUCGAUGGUCAUUGAGGCGCAUGCACUACACUGGGGCCUUGUAUCAGAGGCUUUUAUUAAAAAAAUAAAAUAACA
Mesocricetus auratus (golden hamster) is the source of this 5135-nucleotide messenger RNA. RefSeq names its product rabenosyn, RAB effector (gene Rbsn). The coding region runs from base 308 to 2644 and encodes 778 amino acids. NCBI's taxonomy places the organism in Eukaryota, Metazoa, Chordata, Mammalia, Rodentia, Cricetidae. The record is from RefSeq and is a predicted model, not a curated record. The transcript has 12 exons. Gene Ontology annotation, molecular function: metal ion binding.